UUGUUGAAAAUUACUGUGCAAGACCAUGAUCUGUGUCUUAACAUACAUAAAUGUAUUUAAGUAUAAACAAAUUUUGGCGAAUUUAUUUGCGAAGGGUGUAUGAAACCAGCAGCCCUUUCCAUUUAUGAGCCCUUAAGUAGCAGCUCUCUUUUGCAGAAAAGUGUGUGACCCCUGUAAGUGCGAAUGGUUGUGUUCUUGUGUGCCCGAUGAGUGGCUGGCAACCAGUUCAGUAUGUAGCCCGCCUGCUGCCCGAAAACGGCUGAUAUAGCCCCCAGCAAGCCCGCGACCCUCGUGAGGAUAAAACGAUUCGGAUAAUGGAUGAUAAAGUUGGAUGAGGGGGGCGACAUUCUCGACCCGCUCCUCCCUUAUUGCAAGCAACUUCCGCCGCACGGCUCAGCACUUGGGUUCACGUUUCCUUCUUUGCUCGCGAACGCCACGAGCUUCCCCGCACAUUGACUGAACGGACUGACUUCUCGACACAGCGCGCGGACUUUACUGGAUCAGAACUUCAUUUCAAUCUUUGUGUCCGGAUAAAAUCGUCUCUGUGCACGUUGAAGCUUCUCGGCCUAGUUAGCUUAGUUUAGCUUUUAGCUCGCUCGGCGCUAACCAAAAAGAGAGACUCGUCGCUUGUUUGUAAUCAACAGAUAACCGUUAAGCAGAUAUCCAGUAGGAACAACGGCAUUGUGUGGAAAAUGUCCGCAAGAACAACAGCAAAGUACGCGGAGGAUCUUUGUGGAAUGAAAGAAGAGAACGAGCAGCAUCUUCGACUGCUGGGCGAUGUUCGCAAGCAGCCUCGAGUUGUGUUACACAGAGCAGACAUCAGUGAAAAAUAUCUUCAUCUUGAGCAACAGGAGCCCGACUCCCUUCAUAUUAAAGAGGAAGAGGAGGAGGUGGUGGAGCCCGUUAACAUUGAAGAGGAAGAGCACUCACACUUUAAAAAGGAAGAAAAGCCAUUUCUCAUUAAAGAAGAAGAAGAGGAGGAGGAGGAGGAAGAUAUGAGCAAGACAACAGUGACUUGUGUCUUUUUAAAGAAUGAAGACAAAGACCAGGGUGAGAGGGAGCAGAACGGGGAGGCGGAGCCUCCAAGCAGCAGCUCAGGUCAACACAUGACAACAGAAGGGGAUGGAGACCGUUGUGGGCCACCUCAAGCAGAUAGUGAUGCCACAUUAUCUCCUGACACUGAUGAUGAGGAUGAUAAUGAAGAGUCUGAAGGAGAUAUGACAUCUCACAUCCAAAAAAAAUGUCCUCAGUGUGGGAAAACAUUAAGCUGCAGGCAGAGCUUGAACGUUCACAUGAGAAUACAUACUGGAGAGAAACCCUUUGCCUGCUCAGUGUGCGAUAAAAGAUUCACGAAUGCGAGCACUUUGAUCAAACACACGAGAACGCACACGGGAGAGAAACCUUUUAUAUGCUCCGUUUGUGGCAAAAGGUUUUCUGAAAAUGGACAUUUAACUAGACACAUUAGAACACACACUGGAGAAAAGCCUUUUGCCUGCAAAGUGUGCGGCAAAAGCUACUCGGAAAAGUCCAAUUUAACACAACACACAAGAACACAUACCGGAGAGAAACCAUUCAUGUGCUCAAAUUGCGGCCGGAGCUUCUCUCAUAAGUCACAUUUAACAAGGCACGCAACAAGACACACUGGAGAAAAACCUUUUGCCUGCUCAGUAUGCGGCAAAAGAUUCUCGGUCAAUACAAGCUUGACAGAUCACAUGAGAAUGCACACUGGAGAGAAACCUUUUACCUGUUCAGUUUGCGGCAGAAGCUUCUUUACAAAGUCAAGUUUAACAAACCACGCAAAAGCACACGCCCAAGAGGAAACCAUUCAGUUGCAGUGUGUGCCCCGAAAGAUUGUCGAGGAACGCUUCCGUUAAGGCCCACAAGUGUGUGGAUGAGAAUAGCGGUCACCAUUGAAGAAAUUAAAGAAACCGAUUCCUUGUGGUAAACUGGGGAAGUCUUAACUACGAGAAGUUAAGCCACAGCGGGGGACACAUGCAACAUAAUUUUAAAUGAACUCACAUUUUAUGAUGAAAAGAUGCAAAGCCAAUAAUUUUAUCAGUCACAGAAAAACCUUUGUGAUCUUCUAUCCUCUGGAAGUAGUGAGCCAAAUGUUUGACAAGUUGAUUUCAAACAUGUACAAUGAUAUAAGAUGUCUAUAAUUUUGUCUGUACUUUCUUUAUUUAUAAAGAAAAAUUAAAAGUGCAACCAAAAAGGAUAAUCAUUCAAUGGACGUGGCGUGUUCUUCAUCUGUGAGAUGGUGUAAACAGAAUUUGAAUCAUUAAAUCCGUCGCUUUCAAAAAUCCGUCAGCUGACAGUUCAACAGUUGUCAUUUCCGGUCCGCAGCUGAUAAUUAUUUUCGCUUUCUCAUUCCGCAAAUGCAAAAUUAAUCCGCGUAGCGUGGUUUGACCUCUGCUGGAGCAUACAAUACAAUGUCAUCUUGCUAUAAGUUUGUGUGUGGGUGUGUUUUUAGUUCUCCUAUAAGAGUGUGUCAAGUGGUUGUACUUAUAGUCGUACUCGUUUAUACUUAGUUAUUCAACUUGUGCUCCCAAAAUUGUUUUCAACUGGAAAUGGCAAAUUCCAACUCACCGUAAGUACUUCAGUACCUUGAAGCGAUUUCCACUUACAUUUACAAAUUGAUUUACCAGACGUUCGAUGCAACUUUAUAUCCGCAUAUUGUAUGUAUGUGCCUCACAGCUGGCACCUGCAAAAACCAAAUGUGUUUGUCUUCUUGUGUC
This is a messenger RNA of Hippocampus comes (tiger tail seahorse), 2735 nucleotides long. Its product is annotated as zinc finger protein 771-like. The record is from RefSeq and is a predicted model, not a curated record. The coding region runs from base 693 to 1874 and encodes 393 amino acids. Gene Ontology annotation, cellular component: nucleus. The transcript has 2 exons. NCBI's taxonomy places the organism in Eukaryota, Metazoa, Chordata, Actinopteri, Syngnathiformes, Syngnathidae. Gene Ontology annotation, biological process: regulation of transcription by RNA polymerase II. Gene Ontology annotation, molecular function: RNA polymerase II transcription regulatory region sequence-specific DNA binding; DNA-binding transcription factor activity, RNA polymerase II-specific.